This is a messenger RNA of Lingula anatina, 5670 nucleotides long. RefSeq names its product glycoprotein-N-acetylgalactosamine 3-beta-galactosyltransferase 1. The record is from RefSeq and is a predicted model, not a curated record. Gene Ontology annotation, cellular component: membrane. Gene Ontology annotation, molecular function: N-acetylgalactosaminide beta-1,3-galactosyltransferase activity. NCBI's taxonomy places the organism in Eukaryota, Metazoa, Brachiopoda, Lingulata, Lingulida, Lingulidae.
ACCAUUGGUAAGUAUGGGAAAAUUAUUGUUUACUCCAGGAAAAUUCAUUUUUUUGGCCAAAACGAAGAGUUAAUAUCCCUUUAAUCAAUCAAAUAAUGAGAUUUAAGCUGUCUUGGCGGAGGUCUGCAUCCUCUGAAUGCUUUUCUAUUUUGUCAAUAUUUUUAUAUAAUUUUUUAAAAAAUCUAUGCAUUUUGAAGCUCAGAUAAGCAAUAAAAAUAUUCGAGAUUGUCUGUUACUGCUGACCAGGUAUGUUUCUUAUUGUAAAUGAUAUUUUAAUAAAUGGUUUAGUAAUACCUUGUCUGGGCACAGUGUGCGCUUAAUUAAUAGUUAUUGAUAUAAACAUGUAUUUUGUAUUUCACUGCUCUUCAUGGUCAUUGGUUACUAGUAGUAGUUAGUUUAUCAGUAAAUGGCUGACUUUAUUUAAAGCAGCUUGUACCGACAGCUCCUCGUUUAUUGUGCCCAGGUACAGAUAAUAUAUUGCUACGGACCAAACGGUUUCACAGCAUGUUAACGACCUUUAGUAUCAACACUGCUUUUUUCGUAACAUCAGUGCCUAUUUAAGUAUUCAAAUGACCACUACUUUCCUUCCUUCAUUCAUUCUGCUGUUGCCACAAGAUAACCCAGUCUUCUCAGGUGCUACGAGUCUGCAGUAGACAACAUUGUUUGUGAGAUCUUAUUUCACAUAAUUAGAAAUAAAUAUAUUUAUAAACCGCCAUUCAACAUGCUUUAUAAUCUGUGUGAUGAAUUUGUGUAAAUGUGUGUUCUAUGGAUUUAUUUCACGAGCUAGAUACUUGAUUUAGCGGGUUAAUUUCGGUUAGCAUGAAGAAUAGUUAUCAAAAAGUCAUAAACUUCCAACACACAUAGCUAUUGCCAUGAUGCACAUUAAACGCACGCACUGCAUUACACUAUUUCCCAUCCUACACCACAUCAUGUUAUGUUAGCACCAUAGCGUGGUCCCAUUAGUUUGGCAGCGGACUUGUUACGACAACUCUACGCGCCAAUUUCUGAAUUUUUUUGGCAACUAUUGUGGCAUGACAAGCCCUCUUGCAAAACACGAACUCAUUACAAGCUGUCACCUCAGGAAGGGUGAUCACAGUUGGCUACGUUGCAAAUUGCGUGUCUUUGCGGUGGAGAAUGGUGCCACAUUGUCGAUCAUAUUUGGGCGUGGCCAGUUCCACUUUCAUGGACUUUUCACAUUUAUGAGUGCUUAAUACGAUCACAUGAAUAUUGGUGGCAAACUUUUGUCAACCCUAUGUGUCAAUCGCUGAGCGACCUAGAUGUACUGCAACAGUCCAUAGCACUGGGGGAGAAAAAAUACCGUAACUUAUUUCAGUUAGGUGAAUGAUAAAUGUUAAGUACUGUACUGAAUUGUUGUACGGACACAAUACGAAUAUUAAUGCUGACAGCAACAUGUGGAAUGCAAGCUGUUGAAAAUUGGUAAUUAUUCACACCUGGAUACAUGAGGGACCAUAUUUUUUCAUUUUAUAUUUGAAAUGUAUUUUUACGUUUAUGUCAAAGAUCAAUAAAAUUAUGAUAAAAUAUGUGUUGGUGAUACAGACAAUGGACGGUGUUUCUUGCGUGAAUUAGACACAUCUAAACUUAUUAAGACUUGCGUUGUCUAGGGGCAAUUUUGGCUGAACUCCGCAACCCUACAUCGUAGCCAAUAGGUUAGGACUACAGGUAACACUGUAUCAUCAAAUUCCCAGUGGAUAUCAGUGCACCAGGUAGAAAGGAAGUUUAUCAAACUGUAUUGUGGGGAAAUCAUCAGAGAUCAUAUAGCAAAACGCAUGUGUCGAUCCAGGAUUUGGGUGUUUUGUGGAAUUAAUGCUUUAUUAUGUAGCGGUAUUUACCUGUGGUUGUUUGUAAACUACCAUACCCAUGAAGAGAGGCGCGACCACAGAUUCUGGGCGGCAAAGGCACUUCGAGAGUUGUCAAUAUUGGGAAAUAAAAAGGAAAUUCGGUACAGGUUAGAUUAUACCAGAAAUCGGGGAACAAAAUACAGAAUCCUUUGCUGGAUACUUACAGACCCAGAUGAUUUACAAAAGAGAACGAUUCAUGUAAAAAAUACAUGGACUCGAAGGUGUGACAAAAGUUUAUUCAUGAGCUCCGCAGAAAAUAAAAGUUUUCCGACGAUCGGGCUUAAUGUUAGUAGCGGGAGGGAGCACAUCGCCGCAAAGUCAAAAGCGGCAUGGGUAUACAUUUACAACAAUUUUGCCAGCAGUGCAGAUUACUUCAUGAAAGCCGAUCCAGACACUUACGUUAUUAUAGAAAACUUAAGAAACUACCUGUCCUUUCGAGACUCUUCAGUGGCAGAAUAUUUUGGUCAUUCUUUCAAGCUACCACACAGACAGCUUAAUUUCACAUACAUGAGCGGAGGGUCUGGCUUGGUACUGUCCAAGGAGGCGCUUCGACUCUUAGUCACCAAAGCCUUUUUCUUAAAACCUUCUUGCAUACCAGAUGGAACAGGUGAGGACUGGAAAACUGCUCAAUGUCUAAGCAGAGUCGGAGCUAAAGCAGUAAACACAACUGACGAACUUGGUAGGGAAAGAUUUUUGCCGUUCACACCUCUGACACACAUCUUGGGACAGUACCCUAAAUGGUAUUAUACGUGGGAUCAGAACAGAGCCCGACGGGGGCUGAACUGCUGCAGCAAAUAUCCCAUCUCAUUCCACUACAUGAGUCCAAGAGAACUGAACACUUUGGAAUACCUGUUUUACCAUGUUCGCGUUGCUAAGGAAAAGGUUUAGACACUUAAAAUUUUGGAAAUACGUAAGCAUCAUUAGAUUUCAAGAAAGAAAAGGAUGUACAUCUCUGGGAUAUAUUCCUGUAAUGUUUUGGUUAUAUCGCUAUGCAGCAAAAUGAUCCAACAAUUUUAAGUGGGUCUACUAUUUACUUCAAAUACUACAAAAAUAUUUUAAAUCGGAGCCACUUUCGAAACGUCACUCCUUCUGCGUUAAUUCUUAAUACUAGAACGAUGAUUGAAAGGGCCAUUUUUCCUUUCUAAGUAUACACGGAAUGUCCUGAGACUACAAAUUGGCAUGACGUUCUGACAAAUGAUCGGAUUACUUGGGAGUUUGUCAUUGGAAAGCUAAUCACGUCCAACUAAGCCAGCUGUGGGCAAUUAUUACACAUAAUGAUGUACUACCUAGAAAAUUGACUCUCUUGAAAGUAUAAAUAAGUCCUUUUCCUCUUAUUUCUCAAACACAAUGUUAAGUCUAUGCGUGAUGUGGAUCUUUUAUACGAUGCUGUGGUCCCAGGUAAUUUUAUGACACAUUUACAUUGUAGCUUUUCUAACACUUAAAGUAAUUUAGUUUAAAUGUAAACUUUCGGUAGAUCAAUAACUUUAAACGAAACUUCAUUCAGUGGUCUAGAACAAAUUUGUGCCUCGUGUUGUCUUCAUUUAAGUAUCAUUACUGACAUGUUACGUUUUUAGGUAACAGGUGACGAUUUUAUUCACAACAGAGCUGUACACUUGUUUUAAAUGUUAAAAUUAAAAGAAAAACUCGAUGGUGUUACUUUAAACACACACACGCACGCACACACACACACACACUUAAAGUUUGAAAUUUAUGCAGAGCGUGCAUUCUAUUACAAAUCGUUUCUGUUGCACGCAUGUAGACCUUUUGUCAUACUGUUCAUCUUUAGGUUUUAGACACAGCAAGUUGUGAAAGAACCUGGGCAGCCCGAAGCAUUUCAAUAUCAGUUACAAGGGAAAGAAGCGAGAGAAAACAAACAGUUGUAGCAGUGUUCCAAAAAUCACAAAAUGCAGAUCAAUUGUAUACUAUUUCAGGCCCAGAAAAGUGGAUAAAAAAUUUGGAGAGGACAAUCAGUAUGGACUAUCGGAACAUUGUACUUGACAUUGCUCGAAAGGGUACGGCAAAAAAUCGGCACCAAAGAUCACUCACCGGUUCUAAUUACAAGGAGACAAUUCUAACAAAAAACUUUUCAGAGAACUUGGGUUCGGCCUUGCAAGAGAACAUUGAUUUCAACGCAACAGUUCUGUACGAACAUAAAGUGGACUGGAGUUUGCCAGUAUUUGAAAACAGCAGUGAGAAUUUAAAUGAUAGCAACUCGGCUGAUCGUGGGAGAAAUGACGCUAUGGUUUACGUGCUAAUUUCCACAGAUGUUUGGUGUGUUUUUACCAACAUAAUGAACACACUGAUUUGGACAAAGUUGAAAAAAGAGCCUCAUUCCAAGCAUUUUAUAUCUUUUUUCAUUGUGCUCGCAGUUUCCGAUGGUUUAACUUGCGCCAUGAGAUUCCCAAUAUAUAUGGCUAAGGGUAUAGCUCCCUUACUUCCGAAAUAUGCAAGUAAAGACCUCAGGAUGUUGCACGUCUAUUGUAGUGCUAUAUCUAAACUGAUAUUUUACUUUUCGCAUUUGCUAUUGACCUCUAUCUCAGUAGGGCGUUUCUUAGUCCUCAGAUACCCUUUAUUAAUCUAUAAACGAAAAUCCGCCGUGAAAAAGUUAACAUUUGUUUGGAUAUCAAUUUUACUCUUUGUGGUGAUUAUAAUAGCUAUUACCCAAUUUCAGACUUUGGCCUCCGGUAAAAAAAUAGACAGAACACAUGCCGAGAUUGUUGCCAUCGUUAUACCCUUAGCGAUCCAACUUAUAUCGGGCUCAUGUUUGCUUCGACUCAUGACCAUUCGCAACUCCCAAGCGAAAGGGCCUACUGGUCCAGUUUCGCAGAGUUUGUCUGCUCAAAACAACAUCACCGCGGCUAUUACGUUUAACACAUUAGCAGCGUUCAUGUUAAUCCUCCCGUACACUGUCCACACUACUUUAGUAAAUGCUGGAUUGGUUAAGCGCUCUGGUCUCAUCACCCAUAUUCUCAGUACAUUUCGCGUUAUGAACUGUGGUGUUAAUUUUAUCAUAUACUUAUUAACACAUGUUAGAUUUCGCAAAAAGAUUCAGGAAGUGUUACACAUUGAUGUAAUUUGUCGCAAAAAUAAAAUCCAGGCGAAUCCCGAAACCGAUAAUGAGUCGAUACAACAAUCCGGCAAUGGGGGUAAUCCUUUCGAAACUUUUCAAUUUAUCCGACUGGGUGUAGUAAAUAAUUUGAAUACUGUAGACACGAUGCCCCAAUCUAACGUAAAUGGCCAAGAGUAAAGAAUUCCCACAGAACCUUGAGUUGGACGUGUUGUCUGUAGCAACCACACAGCUUCACAUCCAACUUCUGGUUCUCUUAUUGGCGAUCUUGUAAUCAAAUAGAGUAUCCCGAGCGUUAAUAACCAACAUCUAUACUAACCAUAAGGUCUACCAAUAUUUUUUGGGGGGAAAGUAGGGAUCGACUACUCCCGUUAUUGAGCCUGUAAAAAACGCACAGACUUUUUAUGGUUUUCUCUAAGUUAAGUUGUGAUUCACACUUGUAUUUUGCUUGUAUCACGCACACUAAAUAUUGUUUUGCUUUGCUUUGUAGGUCGGUUGUAUAAAAUACAUAAAAAUGUACGUUUCCAGAUAAAUAUUUUUCCUUGUUCAUUUGUUAGGAACCUCUUUCAAACAAUAACAGUAAUAAAUUGUACUAUCAAUUGGUGAUAUUUUUCUGCAAAUGCCUUAUCUGAUUGGCAUACCUGACUGUUCAUUAUCAAACUAUUCGUUUAUUUUAUAUUCACUGAAUUGGCUGGCAUUGAAUGCUGCCAAGAAGAACGAAUGUGAACCAAGUGCUCUUCUGAU